Linum trigynum is the source of this 3294-nucleotide messenger RNA. NCBI's taxonomy places the organism in Eukaryota, Viridiplantae, Streptophyta, Magnoliopsida, Malpighiales, Linaceae. The record is from the annotation of a GenBank genome assembly.
UACCCGAUUCAGAAAGGAAAUCAAAAUAUACCAUUUUAAUCGAGGGAAAACGAAAAAAUUCUUCCUCCUCUUCAGUUGAUUCUGAUUCUCGCUCCCAGCAAACGCCGCCUCAUCCCCAGAGAACAUCCGCCGGCGCCGACGCUUCAACACUCAGUUUCCCUCCGCCGGUUCGCUCUCUUCCCCACUUCGGUGCCGCCUGUAUCUCCCUCACGGUAAGUUUUUUCUUCUUUUAUUUGGUUUGUGAUUCAAAAUCCUUUUUGGUCCUCGGCGCCGGCGAGGAGGUUGACCGGCCACUGUUCUUCUUCGAAAAUUAGCUGGCCUCCUCUCUAUCAUAACUUAUUGGUGCAAUUUUUGUUUGCUAUAAGUCAUAAACCCCAAUUGAUAACUUGGUUGUUUGUAUCUAGAUUGAACUGGGGAGUCGAUUGUCUAGAAUUAUAAACCCUAAUUGAAAAUUGGCGUUGUUAUCUAUUUUAUAGGUAGGGAACUUUUUUUCACUAGAGAAUCGUGGACCACUUCAUUUUGGGGGCUGCGAUGGAUCUGGAAACGGAGAACAGAAUAGCUGCAAUGCUUCUGAGAGAAGCAGCAGAAUUGAGGCGGCAAGCUGAAAAAGAAGGUGUUCGUGCUUAUCUUGAUAAUAAACCUACUGCCAGGGCUCGGCCGAACUCACGAUUCCUUACUGCAACUGUGCUUGGGGUACAGCAAGCAAAUCGAGCUGUGGAAGUAAGUGAAAUGUGGCGAGUUAGGCAGCAAGAGAAGGAAUUGGACAAACGGCUUAGUGAGAGGUCCAGAGGUAAGAAAGUUGAAAUUACCAAGGACAGGAACAUGGGUGAAUACCAUAGGAGUGCAAGUAAGAGCUUCUCUCUACAAGGCAAUGAUGCAAGACCCUCAUGCUCAUCAAGUGAUGUGGUACAUGGGGGCAGCAGCUCAAUCAAAGAGGAGGGUUUAAAGGAUGAAGAAAUUGAAGAAUUCUUGCAUUCCAGGGUGAAGCGUGGUCGAGGUGCAGUUGGUUCAAGGAUGGACGAAACAGGUCCCUAUCGUCCUUCCGGAGAAGACACAAUGGAGAAUCUGUCCACGAGGGAAGUCAGAGUGCAUCGUGUAAUCUUGGGGCCUGAGAAGCCUUCUUCUUUGAGGCCAAGUGAUUCCUCGGAAGAUGAAUCCGAUGAGGAUCGGAGGAAGAAAGCCAACAGGAAGGGCAAGUCGGAAAGAAAGCACAAGUCCAAAGAGAAGUCGUCGUCAUCAUCAUCAUCGAGAGAUAAUAAGAGGAGGAGGAAGGAAGAAAAGAGAAGGAAGAAACACCAUUAGAAGGCAAAACCAGACUUUCAACCACCUUGGCUUCCAUGAUGUAGCUCCUGGUGUAAUGGUUGUGCCGAAAAUUGUUAGUCUUCUCUACAAAGAGCUUUUUUUUUUACAAGGUCUCUACAAAGAGCUUAAUUGACAGCUUCUUGGUUGUCAGCCAUGGUUUUGGCUGUUUCACAUUUGGUUGCUGCAAAUGCAAUGUUGGAUAUCUGUUGUCUAGCAGACCCCGAGACCCGUCACAAGAUAAGCCCAAACUGUAUAAGCAACUAUGGGCGUUUAGUUGUAGACUUUUUUAGGGGCGGUUUGGAAGUUGCGAUUGUUAAAUAGAUGUAUUGUUGAGAAUGCAUGUAUAAUAUUAUACAUGUAUUGUCGAAUUUGAUGCAUUGUAGAAUACAACGUUUGGUAUGUGUGAUUGUGUAUGUCGCAUCAGCUAAAAGCUGAGACAAAACAAUCUUAACUCAACUAUCUCAACAAUCACAACUAAAAGUUGAGAUAUAACAAUCACUCAAAAUGAGUGAUAGUUUCUGUCACAUCACAGAAACAAUCCAUGUAUUGUUUUUUGCUAAAAAAACAAAAAAAACGAUGCAUUGUAAACAACUAGCGUGGGCCUCGGCCAGUUGGCCGGAGGAAGGUGAUGUAUGAAAUUUGAUAAUGUAAUGGGGUUUAUAGCUUAUUGUUGUAUAGAUUUUUUUGAAACACGUGAUAAAAAUAGUAAAUUUUAGCAGGAAAGAGACAUGAAUGAUGCAACGAAUCAAAAAUCGGCCUUAUGAACCAAAAUCAAGAACAUGUUACCUUGUGAAACAAUAUGGUUUCUGGUAAUAUGAUGAGGUGGAGUAAUUUUAUAGAAACCGAAUUCCAUAAAAUCGAAUAAAAAAUCGCCUAUCCCGUCGGUUUUCGGAAAAUGAGCAUCUCACAAUCUUUGCUAGCUUUUACUCAGCCCGUUGGCCAAUUAAUUUGCUUUAUCAAACUUUCAUCUUGUCAUCAUUGUGCUUUAUGGUUUUUGUCAAACCAUGAUAAAAUCUAAGGAAAUCAAGAACGAACAACACGAUUUGGGAUAAGAACCGUUGUUGUCGUAUCCCUAGAAAAUAGUGGUAAACACAGACUCACUUGCCAAACUAGUUUGGAUUGAGAUUUUUAUCUGGUAUCAGGGAACCAUGUAAUUAUAAAUUAGACUUGAUCAAAACGGGCCAGAACUUGAAAUUCAACCGGUUUGACCGACUCAUGCCAAAUUCUAAUUAUUCUUUACUAUUAAACUUUUCUAUUUGAAAAUAAAAAAUAGUGAAAGAAAAGAGAUGACUGCAAUUCGCCAUUUGCACAUCACUUAUUUGAAAUUCAAAAGAAACUGAAAAUGUUUAGGAUCGUUUUAAUGUUUAAAAUAACCAAAAAGAUCUUUAUGUUUAAAUUUUUACUAACAAAUACCAAAUGAUUUCCUAUAAAAUACACUAUAAUUUGAUCAUUAUGAUAUCAAAUAAUUAUAUAAUAUAUAUUUGAAAUGAUUAAAAUUGGACUAAUUGGGUUGGUCGAGGUGGAACCAUUCAAUAACUUUAAAAUACAUUAUAUUUUAGCCACUAAGAUAUAAAAUAAUAGCAUAAUAUAUAUUAUGCCAGAGAAAAUAGAUUGUAUUAGAAUGUCAAACCAAUGAUGUUCAUUUGUUUUACUUGAUGGCCAAAUCCCGUGUAGGUCAGGCCUAUUCAACUCUUUUAUUUUACUAGCGUGGGCCCCGACCAGUUGGCCGGAGGAAGCUGAGGUAUGAAAUUUGAUAAUGUAAUGGCGUUUAUAGCUUAUUGUUGUAUAGAUUUUUUGGAAACACGUGAUAAAAAUAGUAAAUUUUAGCAGGAAAGAGACAUGAAUGAUGCAACGAAUCAAAAAUCGGCCUUAUGAACCAAAAUCAAGUACAUAUUAACUUGUGAAACAAUAUUGAUUCUGGUAAUAUGAUGAGGUGGAGUAAGUUUUAUAGAAACCGAAUUCCAGAAAAUCGAAUAAAAAAUCGCCUAUCCC